GAAGUUGUAAUUAGCAUUUCUCUAUUAUGAAUCUUCGAUCGUAUGCAUGCCUCCUAAUAAGCCAACACCUCUACUCCCUAAGGUUAGCCCCAAAAUUAAACUAUAAUAUUAAUAUUAUACGGUGCUUUGUGUAAUAAAAAAAAAUAUAUUAUUUAGUGAUGUAAUAAAAAAUAGUUGCUUGCAACGUGUGGACCGUUAGCCAGGUGAGAUGGUGCUUUAUAAUGAACCCUCAGAGGGUCACAUGCUUGUCAACUCUACUCCCCAGGUUGGCAGCGUGCGGUGCUUCAGACUUCAGCCACUUGAAGCUCCUAACCAUCUUAUAGGAAUGGUACCACGUCCCUAUAAGGGUGGGCGGAGAGAGCACCAUCCAUAUGACUAGGGAGUACGGCCCACCAGAUGCAUCCCAACUACUUUGCCCCACUUGGUUACAGGCCCACGUGACUGGACCCGGCGAUAGGACUGUAUAAAGUAAUCAAUAUAAACAUAUUAAAAAAGCUAUAACAAGUCGAUGUGGGAUUUUUUCUUCCUUAAACCAAACCAAAUCAAAAGUUGUUCUUCUCAGUUAGUGUAAAAAUGAUGCUAUCCGACUCUCCACUCCUCAUCUCACUGCACAACAGAGUCAGAGAGACCAAAAACCUCUUUUUCCCUCUCGACCAAGGAACCCAAUCACCGGCGGCGGCGCAGUUGCUUCGUCCUCUAAGACCGUGAUUUAAAUCUGUAUAACAUUUUCUGUAUCGUAAAAUAGCAUAAAAUGCCUGAAGGUUUCCACUUAGAACGCCCUCUGUUCGCCGGUGCCUUAACUAGCACCUUCCCUCAAAGGUUCCAGGAGGUGUUUGUGGAUCCUUCCCGGGAUGAAAGUUUGAUCUUUGAGAUAUUAGAAUUGAAGGAAGAAGUUGGUGAUGAUGGAAGUGCUUCAUGGUUUCUUCAAGACCUUGCCUCUGAACAAGAAUCUGAAGGCUGCGUGGUAAUUAAAUUUUUCCCUAUUAUUGUUCACACUCAUUAAUUGUGUAUUCAUCUAUCAAUUGCUAACUUGAUCAUAUUUUCCUUGUCUUAGAUUGUUUAUGGUUUUAUUUUGAAAGGGUUAUCCAAUUUGUUUCGUAUAAAUGCGUACAUGUUAAUUUAGUCCUCUUCAGUUCUUAUUCUCUAGUUUCUAUCUAUGUAAGAUGGUAAUUAAAUGCCGAUAUAUUAUGAUACUAGCUUUCGCAAUAUUUGGAUAUGAGAAAAGUUUCCCCAAUAGUAGCUGAGAUAUGAUUCAAACUAUUGUGCCAAAGACUAAUUUGCCUCAAAUUAAAAUUCAGGUGAUUGAACAGUCAGCAGUGACUUAGGCCCCUGGACUGUGCUAUAGGAGCACACCUGCUGUCAUUAUAACUGCAGUAGGCCAAAUGGUAUGUGUCCAUAGUAAUCUUUUAGGUUGUGUUUGCUGUUGGUUAUGGGUUUUUACUUUCUUUAGUUUGCCUUCACAUUUAAGUAAUGGAUGAUUGGCCUUUGGUCUAUUGUGUGGAAUCAUAAAUGUCACCAACCUUGUAUCUGUCGUAAACUUGUGAUUAUUGAUGCUAGGUAUCUGUUCUUCUACUUCCUUCAAUGUGCCUCUUCUGUAGGGACAAAGAUGAAAAAACAAAAGGGAAAUUGUGUUCAAAUAUGUAUAUAUUUCAACAUUUUCUUUCAAGUAACCUUACAUAAUAUAUCCUUUUCCUUUCCUGAUGACUGAUAUGGAAUGGAAGAGAAAUAGUGAAACAGUGUGCUGCUUCAUCACCUGAUUAAUCAUUAUCGGUAUUGAAUAUUUUCUUUCCAAAUAAUUUGUAUUGAACUGCCAUUAGAAACAUUUACGAAGAACUAUGAUGAUUGCAAGAAGUGCUUUUGAAGCAUGGCUUGUAGUUUCUCCAUUGCAUGGAAAAUAUUCUUUGUUUAUCAAACUUCCUUUGAAGAAUCUCAAAGUUAAACUGUAUUAACCUUUUGGGCUCAUAUCAAUUCAUUAUUUUGGUUACUUGAACAUAGGCUAUCUCUAAGGGACGGCAAGGUAGGGAAGCACAAAAUGUUGUGAGGGUAUAUGUUGCAAAUGUUCGUCUUAAAGAAGUUAACACGGAUAUCCUAAUUUCUGCAUAUGAGCCGAUUCAUAUAAAGACGAGUCUCGAGUUUACAAGAUUCUCUUGCAAGAGAUAGUUCAGAGAGAAGAUUUAAGCACUCCAGUUUAUAAAACUAUAAAACGUGGUGAACCCCACAAGCCUAUUUUCUUUACUAGUGUGGAGCUGGAUGGAGAAAUUUUCCAUGGGAAAGCAGCAAAAUCCAAGAAACAAGCAGAGUUGGAUGCUGCAAGGGCUGCCUAUGUCGCUCUUAAGGAACGUAAGUCCGAAAAAACAGUUCAUUCUUUCUAAUGAUUUGUUUUGCUGACUCUAAUCUUCUAUGUUCAAGUGAAUCUUAUUUUGGUAGUUUGACUAGUUAGGAUGUAGCAGCUUUACAAGUAAAUCAGAAACUGGAAUAUACUUAAAAAAGGUGGAUCAAUUCAGAAUGUCAACUUCACUUCCUCUAGUUUAGGAGCACAUACUCCCAAAUCAACUUGGAGCUCUGGUGUGGCCUAUGACUUGGUACAGAGUCUCAAACACCAAUGCAUUUUGGUUCCACAUCAACCUCAGACUUAUGUUGAAGCUAAAGAGAAGUUUGAUACAUUAGCAGAUUUAGCAGAAACCAUUGUAAGCACAAUGGAAGUGGACAACUCAUACCCUGCAAUAACAUCUCAUAUGGAAAAACUGAAUGAAGCUGAGAAAGUCUCUGCUGUUUCUUCUCCUUCAGUAACAAACUCGAUGAGCAGUGAUGUGAAGAGUUACUUGCUUUGCAACAAGGUGAGAGUGUACUCACAGUUGCCCAAUCAUCCAUUCCCAGAAGACAUUACUGUGCUCCCCAUUAGAGAAGACAAGUGGGUAGCUGUCAGCUUGGAAUUCCCAAAUGAAAACAACAAAGAAUAGUUGAAAAAUUCAUUCACCCAUAAUCAUGAAAUAUAUUCCCAUCAACAAUUGAUGCCUAUGUAAUGUUUUUUUAUAUUACAACUUUAAGUUAAAAGUCUUCAUUUUUAUGUAAACAGAAACACUCUUUACAUAUAUAUAAAAGCAUAUAUUUAAGAGUGUAUAUAGUAUAGUUAUAACUCAUUUCAAAUGGUAAUGCAUGGGGUUUUUGGGAAUUGGCUUAAUUUUUGGUGAUAUUAACGACGACUGAGUUGUGUCGUCGGUAAAAGUGGUGAUAUAUCAUUUGCCCCCGAAACCCUAUUCAGCUAUUCUUCAUCAUUUGGUUCCUUCAUCUCUCUCACUCUCUAAAGUUUCUCUCUCACUCAUACAAGCGGCGCCGGUGAUCUCGUUUUCUCUUCAAGCUCUGAAAACGCUGCCCAACCCAGGAUCUCCUCUCCUCCGGCGGCCUCUCUCUCUCCUGCAGGUAUUAUUCCUUUUCCAUUUUUAUAUAAAAUGUCAGAAAGUUCUCAAACUCACCGGCAUCUCCCUUCUCGGUAGAUUCUGGCCACAAUCGUCAUCUCUAGCGACGUGCUCUCCACUUUUUUCAGAUCUAUGCUACACACAUAAAAUGUCGAUCAACAAGACUUGGAUCAACAAUCCAAAUAAAUUAUCUGAUGAGUAUGGAGCUGGAGUGGUGGCAUUUCUUGAGAGAGCUAAAAAUUUUGUGGAUGAAACAGGACUGGUUAAGUGUCCUUGUAACAAGUGUGUCAAUAUUCAAUUGCAGACAAUCAAUGUAAUAGAACAUCAUCUUUUCAAUAAUGGUUUUCUUCAGAGUUAUACUAAUUGGUAUUGGCAUGGAGAGGAGGAAAUAAUACCAACAAAUAAAGUGGUGCAACAAUGUCAGAAAGAUGAGAUAAUGGAUGGUCUUAAUGUUAUAGAACAACCAGAAAAAAAUAAAGAUGAUGAAAUUGUGUGUGAUUAUGAGAUGAAUACAAGUGAAGAAUGUGUGUGUGAUGAUGAUGAGAUAGCUACAAGAGAAGAAAUCGAGUGUAAUUAUGAUGAUGAGUUACCUACAACUGAAGAAAACCAGCAUGAUGAUGAGAUACCUACAGAUUUCAGAGAUGGACAGGAUUAUCGCGAUUUGUCUGCAGAGAUGGAAGCUCCAUUAUUUCCAGGGUGUGAGAAAUACACAUCUUUGAAUUUCUUAGUUAAGUUGAUGUACUUCAAGGGGAAAAUUCCUAACAAUAUUUUUGAUGAGUUAUUGGGGCUGUUACAAGAUGCAUUUCCAGCUCCAAAUAAUUUGCCAAAGUCACGUAAUGAGGCCAAGAUGUUGCUGCGUAAACUAGGACCUGUUGUUGGGAUUCCAGAGACAUGGAGUACAACUAAUCACAUGGACGACGAAGGUUGGGACAGCAAGGACGCCGAGGACAGCUAUGAAAGGUUGAAAAAUGUGCUUGAGAUUCAAUUACAGUCUCCUGCAAGUUCAUCAGCUGCGAGUGCUUCCAUCUCCAUGGAUGAAGAGGAAAACACCGCCCUUGGCUUGAGGGCGCAACAUGAUGAUGAAGUUCCUCUUUAUGAGCAAGUUCAAGGUAUGAUGGCGAGCAUAAGAGCAAUGGAGGAGUAUAUGGCUGCGUUAGCUGGAGCCUCAUCGUUUCCACUUCCACCUCCACCUGAUCAGGAUCCUAAAGCUCCGAGCCAGUAGAAAGAACGAUCUUAUUCGUGUCUUUUAUUCUCUUACAAACAUGUUAUCUGAAUUGUGGUCUAAGCAUUGACAGUAUGGGACAUUUCUUUGACAGAUAAAUUUGUAUUGAGCUGCUAUUAGAAAGAAUGAAAGAUAUACUAAGAACUAGUAGUUGUUAAUCAAAGAAGGAAAUAAUAAUUCCUUAUGCUAAUCUGACAAAAUGGUUUCAAAACAUAGCUUGUAGUACCUCUUUUGAAGACAAAAUACUCUGUUUAUCCAACUUGCUUUGAAGAAUAUCAAAUUUAACUCUA
Cannabis sativa is the source of this 4928-nucleotide messenger RNA. RefSeq lists its product as uncharacterized. The coding region runs from base 3565 to 4638 and encodes 357 amino acids. The record is from RefSeq and is a predicted model, not a curated record. The transcript is spliced from 8 exons. NCBI's taxonomy places the organism in Eukaryota, Viridiplantae, Streptophyta, Magnoliopsida, Rosales, Cannabaceae.